Molecule: messenger RNA, 2849 nt
Organism: Microplitis mediator
Lineage: Eukaryota; Metazoa; Arthropoda; Insecta; Hymenoptera; Braconidae
Product: band 4.1-like protein 4
Exons: 16
Coding region: 455-2692 (745 amino acids)
Cellular component (GO): cytoskeleton
Source: RefSeq, a predicted model, not a curated record
GCUUGACUCAGUUCACUCCGAUCCAAGCAACUGCUCAGGUCAGUUACCGCCAUUCAGUCGCGGUAUUAAACGGCGUCGAGAUUGUGUUAUGUGCUAUCCACUUUAAAUUGCCGCGUUUUUAUUGUUCAAUUACCAUGGUGAAAAUUUAUUUUUCUUAUGAGACUAUUUGUUAAUUAUUUUUAAAAUUUUAAUUAUUAUUUUUUAAUCCCGUAACAAGUUUUAUCAACUACAAUCACGAUGUUGCAAUACUAAGUGUAAAAUAAUUCGUGCAUUGAAUACAAAUGUAUAUAAAUUUUAAAUGAAUUUAAACAGUGAACAAUUUGAAAAAAUGAACGGCGUGAGUAGAGUAAAUUAAAGAUAGUCAAAAGUACGCAUAAGCAGCAACAGUAAAAGGAAGAGAAAGAACACGUUAAAUAUAAAAUAGAAGAAUAAAGAAGAGAAGAAAAACUUCACGAUGGUCGUCGAAUGGUUAUGUCCUGGAAUGAGGCCCACUGGUAGUCGUAGGCCUCGGAUUCUUCACUGCAAGGUCAUCCUCCUUGACGAGCACGAGUUACUGCAAGACGUACUGGGUUCAAAUUUGGGACAAGAAUUGUUGGAUCGUGUUUUCCGUCAUUUAAAUCUUUUGGAGACAGCUUACUUCGGAUUACGGUACUUAGAUCACGAAAAUCAAAUGCAGUGGUUAGAUCCAAGUAAAAAGAUUGGCAAGCAAUUGAAGAUUCGUAAAAAUGAUACGACACAAGAUACUCAUACGCUUUAUUUUGGUGUUAAAUUUUAUGCCGCUGAUCCUUGCAAGCUUCUUGAGGAAAUUACAAGGUACCAAUUCUUCCUACAAGUCAAACAGGAUAUUUUCCAGGGCAGGUUACCAGUGUCAUUUGAUCUUGCUGCUGAAUUAGGUGCUUAUGUAGUGCAAUCGGAACUCGGCGAUUAUGAUCCUAGACGGCAUUCUCCUGGUUACGUUACCGAGUUUCGAUUUCUAACUAAUCAAACAUCUGAACUGGAAGCAAGGAUAGUCGAGCUUCAUAAAACUCUAAUUGGUCAAUUACCAUCAACGGCAGAGCUUAAUUAUUUAGAUAAAGUAAAGUGGCUUGAAAUGUAUGGAGUUGAUCUCCAUCCGGUGUUAUUUGAGGGUGACGACAACGUCGAGUACUAUUUGGGCUUAACUCCAAGUGGAAUAAUUUUACUACGAAAUAAAACCAAAGUAGGCAACUACUAUUGGCCGCGUAUCAAUAAAAUAUAUUAUAAAGGCAGAUACUUUAUGCUUCGUGUCAGCGAAAAAAAUUCCGAAGAGCGAACGCAUGGGUUUGAAACUCCUUCAAAAGGUGCUUGUCGACAUCUUUGGAAGUGUUGCCAAGAGCAUCAAGCAUUCUUCCGAUUAAUGGCAACCGGACCACCGCCAAUGAGUCCGUACUCUCGUUUUCGAUCUUACAGUCCCACUUCAGAAAAACAUCAGCAAAGUUCUAUUCGUCGGAUACCACAGCCAGCUUUCCAACGUGUCCCAAGCCGUCGAGCUCAGCGUAGAAUUGUCGAGGGCCAAGAGACAGUAGGGCCAUUUGUUGAAACUCCUGCUGCCGAUCGGAUAAUCGAUAGCCGAUCUGUUAAUUUAGGAAAUUCUAAUACCUCCAGACAUGUAAAUAAUUCCAGUCCUAGAAGUAUUCGAAGCGCACCGUGGACUCAGAGUCAAUCUCGUGGGUUUUAUUCAUCAUCCAGUCCUCGCUCUAUACGUUCUGCGGGUACAGCUCCUGGGUUAUUUAAUAGACUUCAUAGAAGAAGUAGUUCUGUAGAAAGUCAAAGCUCCGGUGACAGCCACAGCCGCAGUGGGCAUCGUAGACGAAGUCAUAGUCAUAGUCACAGUCAUCGUAGGCACAGCCGGCAUUCCGACUGUGAGUCUGAACUUUCUAGAGGUUCCGACAGUAGAUCUGGUCAUCGUAAGCAUCGACGAAAGCACCGAAGCUCUCGUAAUUCACGGCAUGAAUUAGUAGAUUCUGAGCCACAAUGGAGAGAAGCGCAAAAACGAAAAGCUGAAGGAGUUCAAAGAGCAGUGGUGAGUCAUACAGAGCCAAGAAGAAAACAUAGAAGCAGACAUAGAAGUCCAUCUCAGAAAUUGCCUCACGAGCUUAGAAAGCAUUUAGAAUAUAAUCUUAUUGAUACGUCAAGAAUGACUGAAGAACAACGACGAGAAAUCACUUACACUGUUGUUAAAUCACAAGCUACUCCUCAAAGUCUUUCACAUUUAAGUAAUUUACAUUUAGACAUUGAUACAACAGUCUCAACUAGAACAAUUGGAACAUUUGACAAGAGGGAUAGACAAAUUCGUCAAAAACGCGAAGCAAAUUACGAGAUUUUAUCGACAAGAUCCAGUGGACUUGAAUCAAAGUAUUCGACAACUAGAAAUCAUUAUAAUGAAAAAAAAGAUUAUAAUUCGACUUCACGUAGUAGCAAAAUAUUAAUUGGCAGUAAUGUUGAUAGUGGAUUGGGUGAGAGUACCACUCAGGAUUUAUCAAGUUGCUGUUCAAGUUCUGCCGAUAGUACUAGAAUAACUCGUAUGACGCAAGCACAAUUAGCAAGAAAAGGAAUUUAUGAUUUAUCACCAAAUCCAGAAAUUUCACCUCCUAUUGAUGUUACUUUAGAUGCAGUUCUACAACCCAUAAUAUCAACAUUAACCCGCAAACCUAAGAAUUUACCCAAAUCAUAAUUGGAUCUAAUGAUCGUGUAUCGAAUGAUGUAUUGAUAACUAUUGUUUAUUCAACUUCUUUGUACAUGUUCAUUCAUUUUAUAUACUUAAAUAAAUCAAUAAAAAAAAAAUAUUAGAAUCCUACUAGUCAUAGGAUCAAUAAAAAAAUAAUUUUUUA